Messenger RNA from Echinops telfairi (small Madagascar hedgehog), 3420 nucleotides. It is a transcript of the gene MANBA, whose product is annotated as mannosidase beta. NCBI's taxonomy places the organism in Eukaryota, Metazoa, Chordata, Mammalia, Afrosoricida, Tenrecidae. The transcript has 17 exons. Bases 1 to 2652 code for a protein of 883 amino acids. The record is from RefSeq and is a predicted model, not a curated record. Gene Ontology annotation, molecular function: beta-mannosidase activity. Gene Ontology annotation, biological process: glycoprotein catabolic process; carbohydrate metabolic process.
AUGCGCCUUCGCCUGCUCGUGCUGCUCGCGCUGCUCGCGCUCGGCCAGGCAGGUCGCGUCGCCGGGGCGCGCAGCCACAGCUUGCGGGGGAGCUGGCGGGUUCGCAACGCGAACGGCUCGCUGGAUCUACGCGGAACCGUCCCGGGCUGCGUGCACAGCGCCUUGUUCCAGAAGGGCCUGAUCCAGGACCCUUACUACAGAUUUAAUGACCAGAAAUACAGAUGGAUCUCUUUGGAUAACUGGAUCUAUAUAAAGGAAUUUAAAAUACCCUUUGGCAUUAGCCAGUGGCAAAAAGUAAAUCUGAUUUUCGAGAGCAUUGAUACAGUGGCAGAAAUUCUGCUCAAUAAUGUUACGAUUGGGAAAACGGACAACAUGUUCCAUAGAUAUAGCUUUGAUAUCACCGGUGUGGUCAAAGACACACUGAACACCAUUGAGCUCCGUUUCCAGUCAGCAGUGAGAUAUGCAGCCCAGCAGAGCAAAGCUCACAGCAGCUACCAGGUGCCUCCUAACUGCCCGCCGAGUGAGCAGAAAGGUGAAUGCCAUGUCAACUUCAUUAGAAAGGAGCAAUGUUCCUUCAGUUGGGACUGGGGGCCUUCCUUUCCUACCCAGGGAAUUUGGAAUGAUGUUAGAAUUGAAGCCUAUAAUAUUUGUCAUCUGAACUACUUCACGUUUUCCCCUGUAUAUGAUAAUAGUGUCCAAGAGUGGAGUCUUGAAAUAGAGGCCUCUUUUGAUGUCGUCAGCUCCCAGCCUGUUGGUGGUCAGGUGACUGUAGCCAUCCCUAAAUUGCAAACACGGAGGACUUACAGCGUCAGACUUGAACCCGGGGAAAGGAUUGUUAAACUACUUGUGAAAAUUAACAAGAAUAUUUCUGUCGAAACCUGGUGGCCUCAUGGACAUGGAAAUCAGAUUGGGUACAACAUGACAGUUCUCUUUGAAUUGGUUGGGAACUUGAGUAUUACAAAAUCAGCAAAGGUGUACUUUAGGACGGUGGAACUUAUAGAAGAGCCUAUAAAAGGAUCUUUUGGUUUGAGUUUCUACUUCAAAAUUAAUGGACAUCCCAUAUUUCUGAAAGGCUCCAACUGGAUUCCAGCAGAUUCAUUCCAAGACCGAGUAACCCCUGACUUGCUACGACUCCUUUUGCAGUCUGCUGUGGAUGCCAACAUGAAUACCCUCCGGGUUUGGGGAGGAGGAAUUUAUGAGCAGGAUGAAUUCUAUGAACUCUGUGAUCAACUAGGAAUCAUGAUAUGGCAGGAUUUUAUGUUUGCGUGUGCCCUUUAUCCGACCAAUCGGAGCUUCAUGGAUUCAGUGAGUGCAGAAGUUGCUUACCAGGUCAGGAGACUAAAAUCUCAUCCCUCUAUCAUCACAUGGAGUGGCAACAAUGAAAACGAAGUGGCACUGAUGAUGAAUUGGUACGGCAUCAGUGUAACUGACUACCCAAUGUACAUCAAGGAUUAUGUGAUGCUGUACGUGGAAAAUAUCAGAAAACUUGUCACAGCAGGAGACAAGACACGGCCUUUUAUCACAUCUAGUCCUACAAAUGGGGCCAAAUCAGUUGCAGAAGGAUGGGUCUCUCAAAACCCUGAGGACACACAUUUUGGCGAUGUACAUUAUUACAACUACUAUGGUGAUUGCUGGGAUUGGAACAUUUUCCCCAAAGCUCGGUUGGUAUCUGAGUACGGCUAUCAGUCCUGGCCUUCCUUCAGUACGCUGGAAAAGGUCUCCUCUGAGAGCGACUGGUCUUUCCAGAGCACGUUCGCAUCGCAUCGACAGCACCAUCAGCAGGGUAACAGUGAGAUGCUCAAUCAGGCCGCGCUCCAUUUCAAGCUCCCCCGCAGCAAGAGUCCGCUACAAAUGUUCAAAGAUACCAUCUACCUUACUCAGGUGAUGCAGGCCCAGUGUGUCAAAAUAGAAACUGAGUUCUACCGCCGCAGUCGAAGCGAGAUAGUGGAAGGAGAAGGCCACACCAUGGGAGCCCUUUACUGGCAGCUGAACGACAUCUGGCAGGCUCCGUCCUGGGCGUCUCUAGAGUAUGGAGGAAAGUGGAAAAUGCUUCAUUACUUCGCACAGCAUUUCUUUGCCCCACUGUUACCAGUAGGCUUUGAAAACCACAACAUAUUCUAUGUCUACGGUGUGUCAGACCUCCACUCGAACUACAGGGUGAAGCUUACGGUGAGGGUGCACACAUGGAGUUCCUUGAAGCCUUUGUGUUCUCGUGUGACUGAACAUUUUGCCCUUAAAUCAGGGAAGGCCACUCUCAUCUACAAAGAGCCGGUACCGUCGUUGCUGAAGAGAUGUGGGAAUUGCAUUCGGCAAAGCUGUGUGGUGUCCUUUGACCUUUCAGCUGGCAGCCAGCGCUUGAGCCCAACCAACUACCACUUCCUGUCCUCACCCAAGGAGGCCGUGGGGCUCCAGCGGGCACACAUCACAGCCCUCAUCUCUCAGCACGGUGACACAUUUGUUUUUCAUCUGGAGACCUCCGCGGUGGCUCUCUUUGUUUGGCUGGAUGUGGGCAGCAUCCCAGGGAGGUUUAGUGACAAUGGCUUCCUCAUGACUGGGAAGACAAGGACUAUCGCAUUUUACCCUUGGAAACCCACCAACAAGAGUGAAUUGGAAAAAUCUCUUCAUGUGACUUCCUUGACCGAUAUUUACUGAUCAGAUUUACAGAUUGGAUUUUCAGUGGACACUGCGCCCAGGGUGGGCGGUGGGGGAGAAGCAUUUCUAACGCCCUGGCUGGAGAGGAAGGCAACCAGAGAGCACCUGAAGAAGCAGAGACAUGGGUUUGAGUGAGUAGUCAUUUCUGGAUGAAGUCACACUUUCAGGGCAAACUGUUCACUCUGGCGGUGUCCUCAAACCAAGUGUGCAGUAAAGCCUCAAGUUUAGGAGCAGUUGGUUUGUGGAAGACCGAGGGCCACAAUUGGAAUUCAGGUUCCAUUUGAGCCUACUUCCUCAAUGCCCCUGACUCCUGGACCACCAAUGCGUCUCCCACAAAGCCCAGAAAGACCAAGAAGAGGCAGCUUGCUUCAGGAAGAGUAGAUUAUAGCUGGUUUACAGAAAGGGGCGUACACAAAGCACUACUAGAAUUUGCCUGAGCAUUUCCUUUUGAGUAAAAAAGACAUUUAGAUAAAGGGCAAUUAAUCACCACUCUUUUUUCUUUUGGAUGAUGAGAGCAAUGAAGAUCUCUUGACUAUUGUUACUGAACAUUUGUACCAAUGAUUAUUCAAAAACCAACUCUGUGAUUCAGUGGUUUCUUUGAGCAAAUCUCGCGUUAGGUGACGGAUUGACUUGUCAUUUGUAUAUGUGCUGUUGAUUUUGUGAUGAGUGUUCUUCUGACUUAGAAGGAUGUUGUUCUGAUGACAUGACCUGCCCUUUCCCAUUUUGUUUUUCCUUUGCUUCCUAUGCCGAAUAAAAGUCCGCUCUUCA